AUGCCUGUUGCCCUGGUCUCGGAUUUGAAGAUUGGCGAAAUCAUACUCAUAGCCGACAUAGGCGGCGGAACUGGCGAUUUUGUCCCAUACAGAGUUGUAAAAUGCACCCGGUCUGAUUUCAAGCUGGAGCAAGCCGGCGCGGCAACAGGAUCACUGUGUGGCUCUCAGCUCGUGAACGUCAACUUCCUCACACACUUGGAAAACAAAGCCGGCAAAGACGAUGAUCCGAGCUUGUCAUUCGAUCAGCGCUGUGAGAAUCUCGGGCGCAGCAAGCUUGAUGUCUUUGAGCUUGCGAACAACGGGUUCGAAGCCAUCAAAAAAGAGUUUGUGCCCAGAUCCAUCAUUCCAAGGUAUGUCAAUAUUCCCGGGGUGCCAGGAAAUGCUACAUCCAAGUGGGAGGUUGAGAUCACAAGCAAUUUGAUGACGUACUUCUAUCAGCCGGUCGUCGACGACAUCUUUUCCAACAUCUUGUCGAUGUUGAAAGAGAAUAAGAGCACAAAACAAAUCGUUGUCGUCGGUGGGAUGCGAAAGUCCGAAUUGUUCAUGAGUCAGAUGACUGCCAAGUAUGGCAACAAGUACAAGAUCAAGGGUGAUGUCGGCUUCCAAGAGCGAUCUACUCACGUUGUAGCUCAGGGUGCCCACCUACAUUAUGACAAUAUCGAGACACAGACUCAGGAGCCUGACGGGUAUUUUGGAGUGGCACAAGAUCAGGAAUUCGACGAGGACCUGCACGCAGAUGUCAUCAUUGGUCGCAAUGCGCGCAGGACAAGAUCGCAAAAGCAGAUUUAUUUCUAUCCAAACCAUACCUUCGAGUCCUUCGGGAAGCGAAAGGUCAGACGUCGAUGGUUCCCCAUCAACGAUAAAAAGGAAGCAGUAUGGAAGCGGCUCACCGUACACCCAACAGACGAAUACAUUAGCAGACAAGUAUGGUGGACUAGUCAGAAGAUGAAAGACGGGGACCGAAUGCUGACUGAGGACGGGAAGCAAGUCAUGGAGCACAUCUUGGAAUGGGGGGAUGUUACCCAGCGAUGCCUUGACUGGAAGGCACUCGGCUUCGAAUACUCAUAUUUCGAGAGGAGUAAGCUGGAAUCUAAGCAGGUGAGGGAAGCGGAGAAGGCGAGCAUCGAAGAUGGAGAAUUCGAGCGGGAGGAGAGCGAUGAUGAGGGCAACGAGGACAAUGGCGACUUCGAGAUGGGCCUGUCGAACGGACAUUCGACUAUUCAGACCGCAAAAGACGAAGAAAACGGAGAAGACGAAGCAGAGCCUGUCGUACCGACGCGGAGCCCGGAUGAGAUCUAUGCACUCACGUCAGCCGAGGAAGAAGACAUCGGUGGACCCCCGGAGGUGGAUUUUAUGGAGAUAGAGGCGAACGAAGGCCGCGACGUCGUGGGCUACACAGAUGAUGGGCGAUACGGCGCUUCCAUUGCAGUCUACGUGAUCUGGACGAAGCUCACGAUCGAGCCUCAGGGGGCUAAUGUGAAUGUCAAAUGGUUCGUUGCGAAGCCAGGAGAGGAGCCAUACGACGACGAAGGAAACCCCAAUCCGAGAAUCAUGGACAUUCAAGGUGUGGGGCAUGAGGGUGUUAUUGAGCUUUUAGACACCAAAUUUAGUCCUUAUGCGAGAGACUGA
Molecule: messenger RNA, 1629 nt
Organism: Zasmidium cellare ATCC 36951
Lineage: Eukaryota; Fungi; Ascomycota; Dothideomycetes; Mycosphaerellales; Mycosphaerellaceae
Exons: 3
Coding region: 1-1629 (542 amino acids)
Source: RefSeq, a predicted model, not a curated record